CCAGCAGUUGGAGUGGCGCACGUGGACUGCAGACUCUCCGGGUGAAUUUACUUAAAAAGAAAACUAUCUACCAUUGUGAAAUAUUUUUUUGUUUUUAAAGACACUUGAUUAGUUUGAUGUAAAGUUUCAAACAAUGUACAUUCGCGCCUGUUCUGUACAAGGAACUGUGCCAUACUUAAAAUUAAGAAACAUGUAAGGAAGAAAGAGAUAGUGCUCGCGCUGAAUUAAUUAGCUGGAGAGCAUGCGCGCGCUGUUUAAGUAGAUUUCUGUGAGUCACUCCACUUUACUUCAUUAUGGUGGACAAGGGUCCUCUUCUGACUUCGGCUAUUAUUUUCUACCUGUCCAUUGGGGCAGCAAUAUUUCAAAUCCUGGAGGAACCGAGCUGGGAGAUCGCAGUAAAACAUUAUAAAGCAGAAAAGGAGAAAAUUUUGAAACAACACCCAUGUCUUACAAAGGCUGACCUGGACCACAUCCUAGAGGUGGUGUCUGAUGCUGCAGGACAUGGCGUCACUAUAACAGGGGAUAAAACCUUUAACAACUGGAAUUGGCCCAAUGCCGUCAUCUUCGCAGCUACAGUUAUCACAACUAUUGGUUAUGGAAAUAUUGCCCCCAAAACAUCAUCUGGGAGGGUUUUUUGUAUUUUUUAUGGGCUUUUUGGAGUGCCGCUGUGUUUUACUUGGAUCAGUGAACUUGGAAAGUUUUUUGGAGGACGAGCUAAACACCUUGGGCAAUAUCUCACUAAGAAGGGGGUAACACUGCGGAAAACACAGUUCACCUGUACAGCCAUCUUUCUGUUGUGGGGCAUGUUGAUCCAUUUGGUGAUCCCUCCAUUUGUUUUCAUGUCUCAAGAAGGUUGGACUUACAUUGAGGGCUUGUACUUUUCGUUUGUAACUUUGACAACUAUUGGUUUUGGUGAUCUUGUAGCAGGUGUUGACCCCAAUGCUGAUUACCCUACUCUUUAUCGCUAUUUUGUGGAGGUGUGGAUUUAUCUGGGUCUGGCAUGGCUCUCUCUGUUCUUCAAUUGGAAGGUUCGCAUGGUUGUGGAGGCUCAUAAAGCUCUUAAGAAGCGGCGUAAAAGGCGCAAACUGUCUUUGGAUGAACUAGAGCACUAUAAGGAGAGCCAUAAGACCCUUCUGCCACCAACCCCCAAUGACGUCAACAUAUUCAGCUUUUUAUCUAAGAAAAAAGAGGGUUACAAUGACCACAUCAAGCAGAUAGGUGUCGAGAAAGGAGAAGGGCAUUGUGUCAGCUCCAUUACUGGUAACAAGUCUAAAGCACCAAACCGAUCAAAAAGCUGUAGUGAUGCUUUUUCCAUUAAUGGAAAUGCCAUCCUCAAUCUAGAUCGCUCACCUCGGCAGAAGCGCCGCUAUAGCUUUAGUGAUCGAGUUACUGUGGCCCUCUCAAAAUCCAAGAACUACCUUCUUGUCCAAGAGGAAUGUCUUCUCAUGAAUGAGAUUCAUGGGGAAGGAGAGCACGAUACUGACCUGGACCAAUUUUUUGAGAAUCAGUUGGACAAGGAAGCAGGAGAGGACCACAGAUGUCUCAGAUCUGGAGGCUGCAUUGGGGGUCGGAACACGUACCAAACCCUCAUGUUUCCCAAUGCCAACAUCACUUUCAUUGAUGAGGAGAACUUGCUGAACCACAACCUGGAGGAUGGUAAAGAUGACACUGUGCCUAGGUUUUCAACCUCAGAUGAGAACUUUGAAUCUGAGACAGACUCCAAAGAGGAACUGGGCUCAGAUUCAGAGAGCUCUGUAUUCACCACAGAUGGGUCGGACCACGGCCAUUCCUAUGAACAACUGGUGGAAGAAUAUUCCAAAGAGGACAACACAGACACUUGAUCCUAUUAGUCUUUUCAAGCAAGUUUAAAAAUGAUUGUACAAAUUAGAAUCUGUGAAAUUACUUUUAGUUAGUGUUAUGCCAAGCCACAUUGGAUAUUGCAAGAAGAACAAAAGAUGGAUGAGUCUUCGUUCAAACUGUCUAUCCUGACUAAAAUGAAGUUCACUUUAUAAACAAACUAUAGGCAACUGUUGGCAUAGAAAAUUUUUAUCCAUAAACAUAAUUAACUAAUUUAUUAGCUGCUCUAGUUUUACAGGUUUUUUAUUUAUUGUAUGACAAAAACAAAUUGUGUUUCUAAAUUGUCUGAGACUGCAGAAUCAGUCGUUGUAAGUCUCUGAAUGACUAUGAACUGUGUCAUAGGAAAAGACGAUAUGGACUGGCCAUUCUAUUGAGGAUUCCUUUUUUUGCAUGUUUGUUCACCAUAUUGGUGAUUUUUUUAAAGAUUAAAUAUGCCACUUUACCUUUGUCAAAGCUUAAUCUUAUUGCAGCAUUGGCUUUUUGUAAGGUUGAGAUUUAAUUCCUUUUUUUUUUUUUUUGAUGCAGGCAUUAUUUUUGAUGCUCCUCAAUUGUGUUUGUGAGUUCCUAUUAGCAGGAUUAUCUCAAAACUUAUGAAGUCUUAGACUGUUUAGUCACAGAAGACCAUUGUUGAUUCAACCAAGAUACUUCUUUAAUAUUUGUGUGGUAUGUGAAAUGAUAGGAAAUUAAACUACCCCUCUGUGUUUAGUCUGUGUUUAGACUGCAAGGGAUAGUCUUUACUAACAUGAUAACCACAGAUUUAGUGUCUGACUCAUUUGGAUGUUUAAAAGCAUCCAAAGCAUCUCACUGUACUUUUAAUGUCCCAUGAAAAAAAAGAAUUUACAUCCUGGUUGUAGUUCCCCACUGCUAAAUCUUGGCAGUGUGUUUGUUUUCACACUGUCUUUUUGUGUCACGUCACUGAAUCUCAAUUUCCUGUUGUAGUUGUAAUUAUAUUGUUUGCAUGUCAAGGGUGUUAUAAAGACAAGCUCUCUCAAAAUCAAACCUCUAUUUGUCUUUCUUUAUAGAAAGGUUUCUCAGUCUUCAUAAAUCUUCAAAAAGUUCAAACAUCGAAAACACCUAUAGUUAUGUAUUCUAAUAUUCAGUUCUGAUGCAUUCUGUACCAAUUUACCUUUUUUUGAAUGAUCUCCUUUGUUUUCCUUUAUGAUGUUACUAUCAAAAAGGUGUUAUAUGCAGUGUUUAUUGUAUAUUGCAAUCAUUCAGAAGUUGUAAAAUUUGCAUUUCCAUUGGGCAUUUAAUGUGUCCGUUUCAUCCGAGAGCUAAGAGGAUUUUUGCAUAAGCUCAAACCAAACAGCCUGAGCAAAAACAAGACCCACCCUUCGUUUUCCAUGCUACUUUUUAACCAUGGAUCCCUUCAGUUUUUAAUGCAUAGGCUCUCUCACUUGAGAGAAUGUGUGUUUGCUAUAUAAACAUUUGAAAAGGGCCUGUCAGUAGCCAUCACUAGUGGGUUUGUUCAGGCCAUAGCUUUGUAGUCUGUUGAAUUUGUUGAGUUAAAUGACAUGAAUGACAAAAACAGGUUAACAUGUAACUUACUGUACUCCUUCCUUGUUGUCAGAUCUUAGAAAGGAGAGUUGGGCUAUUGUUUUGGUCAUGUUGCAGCAUUUCUCCCAAUUCUAUCACAAAGCAAAACAUUUUAUUCUUGUACAGUAAAAGGGUAAAGUGUUUUUGAUAUUUUCUGUAGGCAACAUGUUCUCGACUAUAUAAUGGUAACUGAAAUACUGCUUGCAUUUUACAGUUUAAUUCAAUUCCUUUCUGCUGGUGCUGUUUUGAUCCAUUCAGAUGAUCGCUGUAUGAAUUUGAAUAUUGGUUAUCCUGAUGAAUGAGAAGUAUGACAUUUUUUUUUUUUAGUCUUGUUAAUCUUUUGUUGAUUUUGUUUAUUUUUAUGUUUUUAACUUGUGCAAUGAUUUAAAAAGUGCACUUGGCCUUAGCAAAAGGUACCUGCCUCUUGAAGGAAUUUGAAAAAUUGUCAAAAUGGCAUAUUGUGUGUGGGUGGGUGCAUGUGUGUGUGUACAUUUUACUCCAGCAUUAUUAAAAAUUUAAUUAGCUUAUUUUACUGAUUAUGGCAUGUCUGAAAAACUGUACUUUUUGACUAUAUAAAAUAAAGUAUUAAGCAAU
Molecule: messenger RNA, 3987 nt
Organism: Myxocyprinus asiaticus (Chinese sucker)
Lineage: Eukaryota; Metazoa; Chordata; Actinopteri; Cypriniformes; Catostomidae
Gene: kcnk5a
Product: potassium channel, subfamily K, member 5a
Exons: 5
Coding region: 294-1841 (515 amino acids)
Biological process (GO): stabilization of membrane potential; potassium ion transmembrane transport
Cellular component (GO): membrane
Molecular function (GO): potassium ion leak channel activity
Source: RefSeq, a predicted model, not a curated record